CACCUGAAAAAGAAGAACCAUAAAUUAUCACCCGCUGAGAAGGUUUCCAAAAAUCAUCACUUAUUUAUAUUAUUUAUAUAUAAAUGAGUUUUUAAUCCAAAGAAGGAAGAAGUAGACAUUUCGUCUAUUUUCUACAAAAAAAUCUCAGAGAUUUACAAGAUUUCCAGAGGUUAGUUCGAGAGGAAGGCUAUCAGUUUGUUUAAGCGAAGCGAGGGAUUUAUUUUUUCGAACCGGGUCAACCCAACAAUUUGCAAUUAUCCGAAAAUCCUAAUGAGUUCUGUCGAAAUGAAUAAACCUAAAAUCUUAAUUACACGACCGGACAUACCUGUUGCAGGCUUAUCUUUACUGCAUCAACGAUAUCAGACCAUGUUAUGGGAUAAACCUGGACCGAUACCACGAUCACAAUUAUUAUCUAGAAUCCGUGGAGUAGAUGCUCUGUAUUGUGUGCUAACGGAUAAGAUAGACGAUGAGGUUUUGACAGCUGCAGGUUCACAAUUGAAAGUUGUGGCAUCUAUGUCAGUAGGCGUCGAUCACCUAGAUUUAAACGCCUUAAAGAGAAGAAAUAUCAGAGUCGGUUAUACUCCUGAUGUUCUGACUGAAGCAACUGCAGAACUGAUAGUAGGUCUUUUAUUAGCCACAUCGAGAAAUUUAUUGCAAGCGAAUAAAGCAAUUUACAAGGGCGAGUGGAAAACCUGGUCACCGAGAUGGAUGUGUGGUACAGGGUUGUCAGGGAAAACUGUAGGAAUUGUCGGUUUGGGUAGAAUUGGCCUCAGGGUUGCAGAGCUGCUCAAAAACUUCAACACUGCUAAAAUGUUGUAUACGAGCAGAGCAAUCAAACCGGAAGCGUCCAAAUUCGGUGGUGAAAAAGUUGAAUUUGACAUAUUACUCAAGAACAGUGACUUUGUCAUAGUGACUGUAGCUCUGACACCAGAAACGAAACAUAUGUUUAACACUGAGGCUUUCAAGCAAAUGAAAGAAACGGCUAUAUUCGUGAACGGUAGUCGCGGAGACAUAGUGGAUCAAGAAGCGCUGAUAAACGCUUUGAAGAAUGGCACAAUUGCAGCAGCUGGUUUAGACGUUGUAACACCAGAACCAAUACCAUUAGAUCAUGAACUUUUAAAAUUAGAUAAUUGUGUGGUUCUACCUCACAUAGGAAGUGCUACCAUAGAGACUAGAGAUGAAAUGGCCAGAAUUACAGCGAAAAAUAUUAUAGCUGUCCUAGAAGGAACGCCUGAAAAUAUGCCUGCACAACUUAAUUUAAUAUAGCUAUAUACAUUAUUAAUAUGAAUGGAAUGUAUAAUCUUGAUUUUUAAUAAUCAUAUUGUGAUAUAUAUUUAUAGGUCAGAAUAGAGAAUCAAUGAUAAACUUAUAUGACUUAUAUAUUUAAUAAUUUAGAAUUUAUAUAAUUUUUAUUUACAGAUAUAUAUAUACUGAAGAAAUUAGUCUUUUACAAAGAGUACAAAUUAAUAUAUUAAUUUACAUACAAAUUAUAUUAAUAAAUUAAUGUAUAUUUGCAAUAAAAAGGGUAGUAAAUAUACAUAUAUAUGUACAU
This is a messenger RNA of Formica exsecta, 1552 nucleotides long. RefSeq names its product glyoxylate reductase/hydroxypyruvate reductase. Lineage: Eukaryota; Metazoa; Arthropoda; Insecta; Hymenoptera; Formicidae. Gene Ontology annotation, cellular component: cytosol. Gene Ontology annotation, molecular function: hydroxypyruvate reductase (NADH) activity; hydroxypyruvate reductase [NAD(P)H] activity; NAD binding. The record is from RefSeq and is a predicted model, not a curated record. The transcript has 5 exons. The coding region runs from base 271 to 1266 and encodes 331 amino acids.